CUCUGUACUUGUUUCCUUUGAGGGCAACUAAUGGAUUAUCACCACCUUCUUGUGCUGUGGACGUGCACCUUGUGGCCAGAUCUUCAGCUCUGUUUCAACUUUGACACAAAGAACUGUAAGAUCUUCCAUGGUUCUUCAGAUGCUCAGUUUGGAUACACAGUUCAGCAGCACGAAGCAGGAGGGCAUCAAUGGUUGCUGGUUGGGGCUCCAUUUGAAUACACAGGACAGCUACAAACUGGUGAUGUAUAUAAAUGUCCACUGGAUACCGGAAGCUCUGCAAACUGCAGUCGUCUUGACUUGGGAAAACUUUCUCUGGACAACGUGACAGAAAAGAAGGACAAGAUGAGACUAGGAAUGACACUGACCUCCAACUCCAAAGAUAACAGCUUUGUGACUUGUGGUCCUCUCUGGUCUCAUGAAUGUGGAAGUUCUCUGUACAGCACUGGAAUCUGCACCAGAGUCAACCGGAACUUCAGACUCACCCAGACUAUUGCACCUGCUCUACAAAGGUGUGAGACAUUUAUGGACAUUGUUAUUGUUCUGGAUGGCUCCAACUCCAUUUACCCUUGGUAUGAGGUGCAGGACUUUAUCAUAAACAUCUUGCAGAAGUUCUACAUUGGCCCAGGUCAGACACAGGUGGGUGUUGUUCAAUAUGGCUCCACAGUAGUCCAUGAGUUCACUUUAGGUGAAUACCAGACAGUGGAGGAUGUGCUAGAUGCUGCUGGGAACAUUAACCAACGAGGCGGAGAGGAGACAAGGACAGCACUGGGGAUCAAUGUGGCACGGUUAGAGGCCUUCCAGCGUGGCGGCAGGCCAGGAGCUCAGAAAGUGAUGAUUGUGAUCACAGAUGGUGAGUCACAUGACAGUCCUCAGCUGAUGGAAGCUGUCAGUCAAAGCAAGGGAGACAACAUCACCAUGUAUGCUAUAGCCGUUCUGGGUUAUUACAACCGCCGUGGAAUAAACCCUGAGACCUUUCUCAAAGAAAUCAAGUUCAUUGCCAGUGAUCCUGAUGAGGAACACUUCUUCAAAGUCACAGAUGAGUCUGCACUAAAGGACAUUGUGGAUGCUCUUGGAGAAAGAAUAUUCUCUCUGGAAGGUGUUAGCAAUCAUGGUCAGGAGUUUGGUCUGCAGAUGGCUCAAGCUGGAUUCUCUUCACAUUUAGUUAAUGAUGGUGUUCUGCUUGGAGCAGUAGGUGCCUAUGACUGGAAUGGUGCCGUGCUAAAAGAAACAAAACAGGGUAAAGUAAUUUCACCAAAAUCCUCUUACAAGGAUGAGUUUCCAGAAGCCCUGAAGAACCAUGCUGCCUAUUUGGGUUAUUCGGUUGAUGCAGUUAUUUCAUCUCGUGGGGCUCAGCUUUACAUAGCUGGAGCUCCAAGGUUCAACCACACUGGCAAAGUCAUCAUUUUCAGCCUGAACAACAACGGAAACCUCACGAUCCUCCAGGCACUUCUGGGACAGCAGAUCGGUUCAUAUUUCGGCAGCGGACUGUUAUCAAUGGACACUGACGGAGAUGGGCACACUGACUUUCUUUUGGUUGCAGCACCCAUGUACUAUAAUCAAGGCUGGGAGAGAGGAAGGGUUUAUAUAUACUCUUUGUCAUAUGAGGCAUUCUUCAUAUUUCAAGGAAUACUUGAAGUGUCUCACCAUUCUCAAAACUCUCGUCUGGGUUCGGCGCUGGCACAAAUAGCUGACAUGAAUGGAGAUGGAUUUAAGGAGCUUGUGGUGGGAGCUCCUCUAGAGGAUGACCAUCAGGGGGCAAUAUACAUUUUUCAUAGCCAGGACAAGAUGAUAGCACUACAAUACAAACAGCGUCUGCCUGGAGCUGGUUUUUCUGCAGGCCUACAGUAUUUUGGCCAAAGUCUUCAUGGAGUUCUUGACGUCAAUGGAGAUGGGCUUGUUGAUUUAGCUGUGGGAGCACAAGGAGCUGCCAUCAUUAUCUGGUCACGUGAUGUUGUGCGGAUUGAAGCUAAGAUGACUUUUGAACCGGAGAAGAUCAACAUCUUUAACAAGAACUGUCAGCGAGGCGGGAAGGAGGUCACUUGCAUGUCAGUUGCAAUCUGUCUGAGGGUAUACAGCAGGAUAAAAACCAAGAAAGAUAACAGAAAGGAAGUUGCUGUUUGGUACAGUUUGGUUUUUGAUGAGAGGCGGUUCACCCCCCGGGCAGUCCUGGAUGAAUCAUAUCGACUGCAGCCCAGAACUCUUUUUUUGCACACUGGAAAUCAGAAAUGCGAACGCCUUGGCUUUUAUGUGCAGGACAUAGCAGAUUAUGGGCGACCUGUAUUGGUUGUUAUGGAGACAGGACUUCAGAACCAGGACAAGGGGCCCGUGUUAGACCCAGACUGGCCGAUCACCCUAAGAACUGAGCUUCCAUUCUGGAAUGGAUGUGAGGAGGAUACCUGCACUCCUGACCUCAUCCUCCACAGUCACACUGACCUUUUAAAUGUUCUGCAGGUUUGCAGCACAAGGAAACAUGCUACCUACUCACUCUGCAACCAUCAAACAGAAAAUGAAAAGAAAAUGUUUGUUGUUGAGACUGGACGAAGGAAAAUUAUUCUGUUUGCUCACCUAAAGAACCAGGGAGAGAAUGCAUACAGAACUACACUUGAUAUUUCCACUAGCCCUAACCUGCUAUUCUCCAGUCUCUUAGUGAAGGACCAAUCAGAUAUCCAGAUUGAGUGUUCAACUGAGAAUAGAGCUAAUUCCAGGAGGAGCUGUAGUAUCAGUGCUCCAUUCAUGAGGUCACUGUCUCAGGUAACUUUCCAUCUGGAGUUGGAGUUCAGUAGUUCCAUCUUUCUCGAUUUUGUUCAAGUCAACAUGGUAACUACUAGUGAGGGUGAGGAUGGAUACCCAGAUGACAACACCAAUAACAUCAUCCUCCCUUUAAAAUACCAAGCUGACCUUCUCUUCACCAGAGACCCAAAUCCUCAGCAUUUUGAGAUCGGACCUGGCUUUUACUUUUCAUCUAAAGAAGAACCAAAUACAGCCUUACCGACCUUCAAUAUUACCUUUGAUAUUCAGAAUCUGGGCAUCUUCUUUGUAAAGGACAUCCUGUUUAAUGCUGAUAUCUGGGCUGUGACCAAGGAGGGCAACCAGCUGGUGGACAUAACAAACUACAGCAUUGAAGAGCAGGGAACUGAAUCCAGCUGCAAGCUACCUCCCAAUAAAACGAUCACUCUAAUUAAAUCAGAGGACCUAACUCAUCUGUCUCAGUUGAACUCCAGUAACAGUGUGAGCAUACCACUACAGUGCAGGCUCGGCCUCUCACCCUCCGAGGGGCUGAAACUUACGUUCAAAGGAAGAUUUCAGCUACCUGUUCUCCAUGCUGUGAGUUUCAGGUCCUUAGAGUUGCUGACUGUUACCUCAAUCCAGCUGGAGAAGUCCAAUCCAAUGUUUCUUCAGGAGGACAGCCUUGUUAGACAGACCAUCCUGCAUCUGAGAAAGGAGGGGCACAGCUCUAUCCCUAUCUGGGUUAUCCUGGGAAGCUCACUGGGAGGCCUGCUGCUUCUUUUUGUAGUCACUAUGGGCCUAUUAAAGCUUGGAUUCUUCAAAAGACAGAGACGUAAGGAAGAAGAUGAGCAGGUUGUAACCAAUGAGGAGGCAGAGGAGAAGCUAAAAAGCACGGUUCAACCAAGCUUCAAGCGUCGCUGACGGACCCUGAUGUUCCAUCCUUCACUGACUCACCAGCAAGCUGUUUGCAUCUAACUGAUGUGACAGAAGAUUGUGCUUGUAGUUGAAGAAAGAACUCAGUUUAUAUUUAAUAUUAGAACUGUUUGUGUCCCAACACCUCAGCUAGUUAACUUUAGCUGUGUUCUCCAUUAGUGAUGAUUAUUUCAAAAGACUGAUGCCCUACUCUGACUUAUAUUAUCUGCCAAAAUCCUCCAGUUAUAGGUCUAUUAAACAGUGAGAAACUACUGCAGAAGUAGACACAGGUAUAUAGGUUUGUUUAACAUAAUUUGCAUUACAUUACACAUGUAAAUUAAUUUACAGAGCUGUAUAUAAAUAAAUUGCAGCUAUAACAUGUGUGUUUUAUUUCAACACAUGUUCCUGAUUAGCUACAUGCUGAAACAAACUGAUUUUACUCCUAAAUUAUAGUGGAGAUUACAACCAGAGUAAUUUGGACCUGUUUCUGCUUUUUUUUUUUCAGAAACUCCCAUUUAUUAAUGUUACCCAGAAAUGCAUAAUCUAUCAUAGAACAACACAAGACAUGUUAAUUAAAACUUAUUUCAGUGAACUAAGAUGUAUAGGUGUACAGGUUUAUAUGUUUUAGAUAAUUACAACAUGCAUGAAAAGCUCUGAAGAAACAAUGAGCUUCUGUAACAUCUCAUACUACUCUGUUUACCCAUAUUUGCACAGGACAAGCAUUAUCUGGGAACCCCAUGUAAUAAAUAAAUUACCACCCUA
This is a messenger RNA of Fundulus heteroclitus (mummichog), 4401 nucleotides long. Its product is annotated as integrin alpha-11. Lineage: Eukaryota; Metazoa; Chordata; Actinopteri; Cyprinodontiformes; Fundulidae. Gene Ontology annotation, molecular function: integrin binding. The transcript has 30 exons. Gene Ontology annotation, biological process: cell adhesion mediated by integrin; cell-cell adhesion; cell-matrix adhesion. Gene Ontology annotation, cellular component: integrin complex; external side of plasma membrane. The record is from RefSeq and is a predicted model, not a curated record. Bases 31 to 3648 code for a protein of 1205 amino acids.